AUGGCUUUGGAGCCAGGUGGUAUUUAUGAGCUGAAUGAGCAUGGAUUAGUUUAUGUGUGCCUUGAGAUAGAAAAGGCUGAAAAUUGCUGGUGUAGGGUGAUGCAAGUGGCAUCGUUCCUGGAAGCUUUACAAAGGAUCAUUUCAACUCUGGCAAAUAAAAAUGAUGAAAUUCAGAACUUUAUUGAUACACUAAAUCAAACACUAAAAGGAGUUCAGGAAAAUUCUUCUAACAUACUUUCAGAGCUAGAUGAAGAAUUUGAUAGUUUAUACUCUAUAUUGGAUGAAGUGAAAGAAAGUAUGAUUAAUAGUAUCAAGCAGGAACAAGCUCGUAAAUCACAAGAGUUACAGAGUCAGCUUAGUCAAUGUAAUAAUGCCCUGGAGAACUCUGAAGAACUGCUAGAAUUUGCAACACGGUCAUUAGAUAUAAAGGAGGCUGAAGAAUUUUCAAAGGCUGCCAGACAGAUCAAGGAUAGAGUAACAAUGGCUUCAGCCUUUCGCCUUUCUUUGAAACCAAAGGUCAGUGACAACAUGACUCAUUUAAUGGUGGAUUUUUCUCAGGAAAGACAGAUGUUGCAGACUUUGAAGUUUUUGCCAGUCCCCAAAGCUCCAGAGAUAGAUCCAGUAGAGUGUUUGGUGGCUGACAAUGCUGUAACAGUAGCUUGGAGAAUGCCAGAAGAAGAUAAUAAGAUUGAUCAUUUUAUACUGGAAUAUAGGAAAACUAAUUUUGAUGGACUUCCACGUGUAAAGGAUGAGCGAUGCUGGGACAUAAUUGAUAAUAUUAAGGGUACCGAAUAUACACUGUCAGGUUUAAGGUUUGAUUCAAAGUAUAUGAAUUUCAGAGUACGAGCUUGUAACAAAGCUGUGGCUGGAGAGUGUUCUGACCCAGUGACUCUGGAGACCAAAGCACUUAAUUUCAGUUUGGAUAGCUCAUCAUCCCAUUUGAACCUGAAAGUUGAAGAUACCUGUGUAGAGUGGGAUCCUACAGGAGGAAAAGGCCAAGAAAAUAAAGUUAAAGGAAAAGAGAACAAGGGCAGUGCCCAUGUUACUUCACUGAAGAAACAUACAAGAAGUGGGACACCAUCCCCCAAACGGACAUCUGUAGGCUCCAGGCCACCUGCAGUAAGAGGCAGCAGAGAUCGUUUUACUGGGGAAUCAUACACAGUGCUGGGAGACACUGCUAUUGAAAGCGGACAACAUUAUUGGGAGGUCAAGGCCCAGAAGGAUUGUAAAUCCUAUAGUGUGGGAGUAGCAUACAAGACUUUGGGGAAAUUUGACCAAUUAGGAAAAACAAACACUAGUUGGUGUAUUCAUGUCAACAACUGGCUACAAAACACAUUUGCAGCAAAGCAUAAUAACAAAGUCAAAGCCUUGGAUGUUACUGUUCCUGAGAGAAUAGGUGUAUUCUGUGAUUUUGAUGGGGGUCAACUUUCUUUCUAUGAUGCAAACUCAAAACAGUUGUUGUAUUCCUUUAAGACAAAAUUUACUCAGCCAGUACUACCUGGUUUCAUGGUUUGGUGUGGUGGACUUUCUUUGAGUACUGGGAUGCAGGUUCCAAGUGCUGUGAGAACACUUCAGAAAAGUGAAAAUGGCAUGACUGGUUCAGCUAGCAGCCUAAACAUUGUUACUCAGUAAUGCCUACUCAGAAUGCUUCACCCCUCCUUCUGCUUGGGUGGUCUAAUCAUAGAAACUUAUGAGUGGUGGAAAUGAGGUUUGCUGCGUUCUGCUUUAAGGCCUGGAAUCUGUUAGCAUUAAGCAUCCAGUACCACGUAUUCAAAGGAACCUACUGUGCAAUGUCAUAGAAGCAAGCAGAGAUUGAGCAAGAAACUGAUAUUUUGAAGAGCAAAUGGAGAAAAAGGCAGUAUUUAAAUAGUUACUUGAAUAGAAACUCAUCUUUGUGUUUCUUGGAUUACCUUGGCUCUUCUAAUAUAUUUAGUUACAUAUGGUAGCCCUAGGGCCUGAAGAAAAAGCAUUUAAAUCUUGCCUUCUUUUGUCUUUAUUUUUUUCUCUUAUCACUGCAAAUCAUUUAGUUCUUACACUGAAGGUUUUAAAAAUAUACAGUCCUCUGAGGUUCCCAAAAAAAUAAAAUUGGUUGGGGAUUCUAGACAGGUUUUCUUACAAUGAUUUGUUUUCCCCCUGUUAUAAAUAAGUUGAGUUUUGCCAAAUUAUCCUCUUUUGUUUUAUUGACUAAAAUAUAUAUAAUUUUGUUUUCUAAAUGUCAUGGUAUUUUUCUUGUGGUUAUAACUCAGACUAAAGAGUGGGUAGAAAGAGUUUCUAGACAUAAUAGCUUAAAAUCACCCAAAUUUCAGUGUUUUACCUGCUGCACUAACAAUAGCAAAGGAUAUUCUUUAUAUGUUGCCCUAUUUAAUUAGACUGCUUUUCAUUCCAUCGUUUUGGAUGAUGGGUACGAUUUUUAAAAGCUUUAUAUUUUCUGAUUUUGCUAUCUAGUUUAACACUAUCUUUAGUAGUUAUCUUUGGUAAAAUUCCCACUUGGAUUUGGUAAUAACUGAUAAUACUUAUACUGAUUUUUAACAUUUUUAGUAGGAAGAAUGUUUAUUAAAGUUAUAUAGAAGGUGGAAAACCUACACUACUCAAAUUUUACCUAAGAAAGAUAGGCUCUAAAGGGAGGUGCCUAAAACUAUUCUUUACUAGUCAUUUAUAUAUGCUUUUGAUAAGAUAUGGAAUGGUUUAUUUUGGGGGAAAAAUCUAUCUCUGACUUAUUUGCCAUAUAAGUUUUUCAGUCAUUACUUAGAAAAAAAAUCAACAUAGAAUAAUCUUCCCCAAAGUUAGGAAAAAUGUGUUAACAACUAGUAAAACCCAUGGUUAUUGAGAACAUAUCUGUUUUUUAAAAGUAGAUUAAAAUUUAUAACACAAAUCCUUUGAGCCAAACUGAAAGUUGUAAUUACAGUAGUAUUUAAGAAUUUCUUGAGUGUUUUAAAGAGAUCUGAAUUGGUAUGUUCCUUAAUGUUUGGAACAUUUUAACAUUCAUUCUCAUUUUAAGUAUGUUGUACUAUGACAACCUUCUUCCAAGAAGUGACCGACGCUGCUUACAUUACAGUUGCUAUCCACAGAAAGGCCUGCGGAAUAGGAAUAGCUCAUUCUUUCUUAAAUUUUAUGGACAGAGGUCAUUCAUAUUUGCACCAUUGUCUGAUCAUAUAUUUAAAAGUAUAAAGACUAUGAGGGAGUUUCGAGAAUGAAAUAUAUUAAUAGAUAUUCUUUUGAUUCUUCAAACAAAUAUAAUUUUGGUUUUUGUUUCUCCAAGAUUUCGAUAGAAAUUUUUGGAUGUUCUCUUUCCUAUAGCAGGUUAUCCAGGACCUGAGGAAACAGGAAGUUAUAAUUAUCUUCCACAGAGUCAAACCUGAAAGCAGUAAUUUAGUGGUGGAGCUGCUUUUUGUGAACUGUUAUACAUGUAUAUUUUAGCAAAAAUGACACAGAAAAAGCCAGAAAUUCUUGUAUAAAAUUGUUUGCUAUUAUGUCUUAUAUAAAUGUGUCUUCUCUUUAAUUCAGUGCCUUCUUCCUCUAAGGAUGCUCUUUUUUACUCCAUGUCCCAUAUCCCAUUCAGUAUCAACUGAUAUUGAAGCCAGAGGCCAUUAUGUUAAACUGGUGAGGGCUUCUAUUGCAGGGGCAUGGGGAAAGGAGAUACUAAUCAGGGGCUGCUGGAGUGCAUAUGAUUCUUUCCUGUACUCAUGCUAUCAUUUGAAACCCGUCAUAGAAAAUUCUCUAAUUCUCAAUUGGAAAAUUCACUUGAAGUAAUACUAUUAUUCAAAAUAAGAAUCUGAGGUUUACUUACCUCUUACUGUGCUUCUUAAAGGUCUCUAAAAGAAAAGAGCAAAAUGUGUGGGGUUUUGGUUUAGUUGUUUAUAAGUUUAUUUGUGUUAAACUGGAGAAAAUUUGCCAUCUUCAUUUUCACACUGGAGUAAAAUGAACUAUAGUGCCUAAUUAAAUAGUCUCAAAUUAAUGUAACUAUUUCAACUUAAAUAUAUAUAUAUAUAUACAUAUAUAUAUAUGUUAUUGACAUUUAAAUUAAAAAUAUUGAGCUCUUUUGCUCAAUUUAAUACAUUGUGUUUAGUUGGUAUACCCUUUCAAACAUUCUUUAUUGGUUUAUUUACUCUUUGUUUUGACAGGUCAAACAUGAUUGCUUUCUGUAAAAGAAAUGCAUGAGAGGUUGACAGUAAUGGAUGUAUCACAGGUCUAAAACAAUUGUGUUUUAUAAAAACAUGCUUUUAGUAUUAUAUUUCUCUUUUAGCAGUUGAAUCCCAAACCAGUUUUAGUAAAUUGGAUAAAGAAAUGAAGGAAUUGCCUUAAGCACUUUAGAAAUCUUUUAUAAUUCAUUUUGAUGCUUUGGGCUGACCAUGUAACAUACAUCUUUAAUUUUUGGUAAAUAUGUAUAUACCAAACAUUUAAUAACUGCACAUAGAAAUUUAAUAUACAGUGAUUCUUUGAAUGUUCCCAGUGUAGGUAAACAAAUGGAAAAUAUUAGAGGCAUGCCUGUCUGUACAUGGGUUUAAUUGAUGGCAUGUGUACCCUUAUGACAAACAGUGAACUGCUGCUGUACAGCUAAACUUGGCCUACUUUGUUCUAUAAACAGUUUUUCCCGUGUUAUCAUCAAAAGAAACAUAUUGGCUUAGUUUUAUUGACUCAUUUAUGAAAUUAAAACAUGAACAAUAUCAUGUAUCAUUUGAAUUUUUGUGACUGAUCCUUACUGGUGUGAAUAAUAAAAGCAAAUAAUUUGUCAUGAAAUCUUUUAAUUAGGCCACGAUACUCUAUUUCAUGACUUACCUGGAAUGAUUUUUUUCCUAUAUACUUUUUCCAUAAAGUUAUCAUUAUUUAUAUUGUUUGUUUCUUUCGGAAACAUAGGUUAACAAUUGGAAAAGGAUAUUAUGAAAAGUGAUUACUUCAAAGAGUAUUCAUUUCAGAAGAGGGAAGUGUAGACUUCUUACUAUAAAUUAUGUGGUUCCAGACUGAAAAAUCUAAGAACUAUAUUUUCAAAUCAUAACAAUUCUUUUUCAGAAAGCUUGUAUUUGUUAGAUCAGUGUUCAUUCUUUGGCUGAGUAAUACCACAGUUAUUUUAAGUCUGUGAUGUGGCAGUCAUACUUUGUAUUCAGAUUUCCAAAAUGAAUGAAGUUUGAUUUACUGUGCAUAUAGUUUUGCUGCUUUUGGGUAGUGUAAUGACAAAGUUUGCAUCUUAAAAAUCAGAAAUUUUAAAAGGUAAAUGUGUUAUAGUUUGUUAAAAAAUUCAAAUUUUGAUAAGCACAUUACACAUAAUAUGUUCAUUUUUAUGUAAUCACAUAAAAUAGAUCUGUAAAAGUUUCUCCCUUGAUUUUAUCUUUACACUGGAUAUAUUCUUUUAGGGAAGUGAAUGGUCAGCAUAAGUUUACUCAACAUCCAAGUAACCAUAAAGUAAUUUGUUAUUUUUAAACAAAAUGUACAUUUCAUAAUGCCACUGCUAGAGCAUUAUGAGAUCGUGAAUGUUUCUUUAAUCAUCACAGAAAGCAUACCUCAUGUUCAGUGUAAUUUUAGUUGUUUGUAUCUUACAGUAUUCACAUUAUGCCAAUAUCUGUGAUCCUGAUAUGUCACCUGUGAUAGCUUUGUUACUUGGAAUAUUUGAUUAAUGCAAAUACUUUAUUUUUUUUUGAGUAAUUUGGAGUUAAACAGGUUACAUUUAUUAUGUUUUGUUUUUGUUGAAAAGAUAGUGUUGGGCAUACCAUAUAAAGGUUAGUAUUGGCUUAUAAAUACCAGAGAUUGCCAUAGUACUUUCUCCUCAGACUACUCAAUUAAAUUAAAACAGUAUUUACUAUUUCUGGGUCAGUAUAAGGUAAUAACUUUUGAUUUAUAACCAUUUGAGCUAUGUUAGUUUAAACUACAUAUUUUCUUAAUGGCACCCAUUCAGUAAAAGCUGGUCCUUUGGAAUAGACAUACAUAAGAUUUCACAGUAUGUAGGGCAGAAGGUAGGUGAAUGUGUUGUUCACUUUGGCUUGGAGCUUAAGUUUAGACCUUUUUUUUUUUAAGUCAAAAUGUAAGUAAUUGGUAAAAGGCAUUUCUAUUCAUAUUGGAACUUUUUGGAGAGCCUAAGGGCUAUGAGAAUAAUGUGUUUUGUUUUUGUUUUUUUGUUUAACCUUCCCAAUAUCUCUUAGGUACCAAAGCACUGAGUCUAGUUUACCUUUUAAGGGAGACUCUUUAAAAUCAAAUUGAUACCUAACUCAUACUAUAGAUAAAUAAUAGCUAAAGUUUUAAAGUAAUUUAUAUUAAAAACCACUAGUCUUUAAAAUUUCUCAAUAUAAAAACAUUUGGCUUCAUUUUUUAAAAAGUAUUUAAAAUUAAUCACCUUAGCUCUACCAUACACUAGAUCUAUAUCCUCUAUAUAAAUCAUUUCUCAUCUUUGGGCAUCCAUUGCCUCACAUCUUACUCAGCCUACCUCACAGGGCUGUUGUGAGGAACAAAAUGAAAUGGAGUAUAUGAAAUUGCUUCAACAACAGUAAAAUGCUACAUAAAUGUAAGGGAUUAUUUUCAGUUAAUAAUGGAUUUAAAUGUUUGGAUAUUUCUAGAUGCCAUUUACUUUGAUAAAGCAUGUACUUAAAGUGGUAUCACUAGGACUUUAAACAUGAUUUAAAAAAACAAACAAAACCCUGACUACAGUGCCCUUUAACAUUCUUUCGUUUGCAUGAUGUGGCUUUUUUGUAUUUUCUCAUUAGGCCUGUACUCUGUAUCAACUUUCUAUAACUGUAAAAUGUCUCCCACAGCAUUAGUGUGUGUUGCUGUAGAAUAGUAGCAUAAAUAAAUGAUCUAAGCUAUGCUUCCAUCCAGGCAUUUGCACUUUCAGUUUAUGACUCUUCAGUGCCACGUAUGCAAAGACUGAAUUUGGCCUAAAUAAUUAUUUCCAAGCAACCAAAUGGUUAAAGUUUGUUGUCAUUGGAUAAGUGAUUUAAGGUGUAUGUGCCCAUUUAACAUUAGACUUUUGUUGCAUUGUCAUUAAAAAAAAAAAACCAAACAUGAACCUGGAUAUCAUUUAGUGUCUCUCCUAAGAAAAACUGUUUUGCUUUAAAUUGGAUUUAUUAAAUGGUUUACAUGUUAUCUUUAUUUAUAGAUUAUUUGGUAUGUUAUCAUCUGGACAUGGUUUUGCUAUGCAGUUCUGAUAAUCAAAAUCCUAAUUCCUCAGGUUAAAAUUUUAAGUUGUGGAUGAAAAACAUGAACUACUUAUAAUACACUCAGUGCUGCAAACUAGUGUUUUAAAACACAUAUUGCCUCAUUUUCCUUGGAAACAAGACAAAGCCUUUUAAAUGAUUUUUAACUUUAAAAUAGUGUCUUCAAAGUGGAGUAAUUUGUACGUUGAAAUGAUUGUGUGCUCUGUGUAGAAUGACCAAGUUAAAUUCUUACAAAAGCACCUGGAAUAUCUCAUCUAAAAAUUAAACUACUUUUUCUGCUUUC
Messenger RNA from Myotis brandtii (Brandt's bat), 7422 nucleotides. It is a transcript of the gene FSD1L, whose product is annotated as fibronectin type III and SPRY domain containing 1-like. Lineage: Eukaryota; Metazoa; Chordata; Mammalia; Chiroptera; Vespertilionidae. The record is from RefSeq and is a predicted model, not a curated record. The coding region runs from base 1 to 1632 and encodes 543 amino acids. The transcript has 15 exons. Gene Ontology annotation, molecular function: protein binding.